CAGGCGUCAUUUCUACCGCUGAGUUUCCGAUGCAGCAAAGAUCCCAGCACACUGACACAGCUCCUCACCACUGAAAGGAACACUGUCGCUAUGACUGCAACGAAAAAGAUUGUGUUCGUGGCUGACUUUGAUGACCUUUACGGGGACUUAUUCACCGCCGUGGCGAAUGACAGCAUCGAGAUUGAUCUGGAAACGGUGGUCUGCGAGAUCCCCCCGCUGCACUCUGCGGUCUACACCAUCAUGUGCACCUUCUACAUUCUCAUCUUCCUGAUGGCCCUGCCGGGAAACCUGCUGGUCGGGCUGGUGAUUCAGUCCUGUAGGCAGACUCUCUCCCCCUCCGACAUAUACCUGUUCCACCUGGCUGUGGCUGACACCCUGCUGGCCCUCACCCUGCCCUUCCGAGCUGCGUCUCUGAUGCAGGGCUGGGUGUUCGGAGACGCGGCCUGCAAGCUCUUCAACCUGGUGCUGGAGGUGACCUUCUACAGCAGCGUGCUGUUCCUGGUGUGCAUCAGCGUGGACCGCUACCUGGUGAUCGUGCGCGCCAUGGAGACGCGUAAGGAGCGCAGGCGUCUGUGGAGCUGGGGCGUGUGCGGAGGCGUGUGGGUGGCGGGGGCCGCGCUCUCGCUGCCUGCUCUGUACAGCCGGGCCGUGGCCCCCCCCGGGCAGGGCCGGGAGGAGUGCACGCUGCACGCUGGCGACCCGGAGAACGCCUCGCUGAACCGGCUGGUGAUGCGCGUGCUGCGGCACACGCUGGGCUUUCUGCUGCCGCUGGCGGCCAUGUUGGGCUGCUACGGCGUGACGCUGGCGCGGCUCCUCCGCACGCGCGGCUUCCAGAAGCAACGCGCCAUGCGCGUCAUCGUCGCCGUGGUGGCCGCCUUCCUGCUGUGCUGGACGCCCUACCACCUGUCGGCCAUGGCGGACACGCUGAUGCGCUUCCAGCUGGUGGAGCGCUCAUGCCGGGCUCGGCAGGCGGUGGACAGCGCCCUGUUCGCCACGCAGAGCCUGGGGCUCGUGCACUGCUGCAUCAACCCCGUGCUGUACGCCUUCAUCGGGGAGAAGUUCCGCAGGAACCUGCUGCUCCUGUGCCACAGGACGGGGGCCCUGGAGCGGACAUCCGCCUCCCGCUACAGCCGCUCCACCUCCCACACCUCAGAGGCCAGCUCCCCCGUCAUGUGACCAGUGUAAGGACCACAUUUCCCACAAUCCCACAGGACAAUUCUGCAGGACAUCUAGUUUGGUUCAGCCAAUCCCCAAAUGGCGGGAGCAAUAAACUUUCCCAAUAUAACAGCAUGGCACGCUCUUGGGAUUUUUGUAAUGUCACACACACAUUCCUAACAUACCCCACUAAUGUCCCGUUAGUUCAACCCCAUAUCUGUUCUGCAUUUGUACGUUUGCUUAAUAAAUAUAUUUUAUUAAACCCGGUGUCUGUUUUGCCAUCACAGACAUAGUUAAAGCAGUCUUUCAAAGAAUUUACAACCUUCAGGUUAUCGGUAUGUUUAAUCAUUGAUAUUGGUUAUUUUAAUUAUUAAUUAAAAUACAAAAAUUUGUGGUUAGAUAUUUCUGAUAACAGUACUUUUAAAAGACUGAUUACUUUUUGCAGUUAUUCUGCUACAUAACCCGUACGUUAGAGGCCAACUCCCCCGUCAUGUGACCAGGGACACUGCUCACACCUCAGAGGCCAAGUCCCUCGUCAUGUGACCAGGGAGACUGCUCACAUCAUGUGACCAGGGACAUUGAUCCUGUAUUUCUCCAGGGGAGGAUUGUCUCCUGCUUAGUCUAAUCAACUGUAUGUUGCUCUGGAGAAGAGUGUCUGCUAAAUGCCAUUAAUGGAAUGGAAUGUAAAAUGCAAAUGCUAUGUAAGUUGUGCUGAAUAAGAGCAUCUGCUAACCUGUAUUUUAAUGUAAUUUUGG
Messenger RNA from Conger conger (European conger), 1910 nucleotides. RefSeq names its product C-X-C chemokine receptor type 1-like. Gene Ontology annotation, molecular function: C-X-C chemokine receptor activity. Gene Ontology annotation, cellular component: membrane. The coding region runs from base 91 to 1176 and encodes 361 amino acids. NCBI's taxonomy places the organism in Eukaryota, Metazoa, Chordata, Actinopteri, Anguilliformes, Congridae. The transcript is spliced from 2 exons. The record is from RefSeq and is a predicted model, not a curated record. Gene Ontology annotation, biological process: immune response; G protein-coupled receptor signaling pathway; neutrophil chemotaxis.